AGUUUUCUACAAAUCAAGUAACAAAAUUACACAAAUAUUCAAUAUUUCAAAAAUAUGUGUUAAAGCAAACAUCUAUUGGCAGUCAAUGUACUAAAUACUCAUAUUCUUUACACGGCAAUCGAUAGCUGUUUGAUUUGACGCAUAUAUUUGGUUUGAGUCCCGGCUGAAUACUCACAUAGUCGAAUACGUUUCGCAAUAGAAAUAUCAAAAUUCUCCGUGUGGACUCAAUCUGGAUUGGAUGAAACACUAAAUUGCCAGUGUAUUCCCCUCGAUUUUCUAGCGACGCAAAAUUCUCAGUGCAACCCAAAAAAAAAAAGCAUAGUCUUCAACAACAAAAUCAACCAACCGACCAUCAUCGAUAAAAACAACAACAAGUCUCCCGGAGGAAGUGGCUCCAAAAUAUCCAGUGCAACAGCAGACGAACUUCUCGGCAGGAUUGAGACCAAUAUGUUGUUAAAAGUGCCAUCUGUGGACUGGACGGAUCAAAUAAUUUACGUAGUGGACGACGACGAGUCGCUGUCAGACAUCGACGAUGAGCCAGAUUUUUCCGAAUACAUGUGGAUGGAGAACGAGGAGGAGUUCGACAAGAACGAACUGCAACGGCUGGAGGAGGAAGAGAUUAUGCAGGAGUGUUUUGAAGCCAUGAUAGAAGACGAGCUGGAGGAGCAGAUCAACGAAUGGGAGAAGGCCAAGACGGACGAGCAGAACACGGCACUUUCCGCACUUCCUAAGAGCCAGUGUGAUGUUGAAAAGUCUGUUCUAAAUCCAAUGGCUGAUGAGUUUGUUCCGCGUUGUCAUGUUAUAGAUUUCCCAGCCUCAUAAAGCCAGCCCAUAUCUCCUGCCCGCCACAAAAUCACAAACCACCCCGAACCCGUACCACGUGGACCUCAUACGCGAAAAACCUUAGAUAAACUGAAGAUCCUUUGCUAAGACUCGACUAACAGAUUCCGCUAAUGAGAUUGAGAUUGAUAUUCUGACCAAGUUGAGCCUGAUGGAGCAUUCGGAGCAGUGGCUCAGGAAUAUCUUAUUUCAAGAUACCAAAAUGCUGGAAAAAAAUCUGAAGAUACCAACAAACUCCAAUUGCAGGCGAACGAAAUGCAAACGAAUCAUAUUUAAAAAAAAAAAAACGUUAUAAAAAAACAAAUGAACCACUGCAAAAAUACAAAAAAUAUGUUUAAAAGAAAAACCAACAAAGAAACAAAAACACAACUAAUACUAAGAACAGACAAAUAACAAAUUAACAACUAUGCCACGUACAUUAGAGUACAUUGAAAUUAGAGUUAAAACCGAAUUGUUUGCCGUCAAAUUCGGAGCCCCAGAAAUUCCGAACCCAAAAUGUUAUCGAGAAACGCAGACGCAGGCGCUUGCUGAAGCUAGUGAAAACUUUGGUAUUAACGUACAAAACGAAAACAAAUGACUUUUUACAAGCAACUAAAUCUAAACUACAACUAAACUAUGCCAAUUUCCAGCUAAAGCAACUGUAAGCAACAAACAAGACUCGAUUGUGUUAGAAACAAACAAAGAAACGAACAGAAUUUGUAGCCGUCAUGUCGUUAAAUUGAAAUUCUAUUCAAAGACUUUAAUCGUAGUUUAAAUUGUAAUUAAUUUAACGUCCCGCCCACUGUCUACACUCGUUUUAAGUUGAUCAUCUUGUGAAAUAUACGUGUUUACUAUUUUUUUUUAAAUAAUCUUUCACCAUUGUUAACUCGUUGUACGUUCUUACGCCCAAGUAACAAGAAGCGCUUGUUAACCUUCCCUUCUGACUCUCGCAAUAUUUGUAAUUUACCUACCAAUGUAAUCUAGUGAACUAAACGAAUUGAGAUACUAAUGUUUAACGCCUCUUUAUACAAACAUCAUGCAUAAAUAUGUAUAUCUAGUGUUAAUGGAGGAGACUACAGACAACAACAACUCUGCAAUAACAAGUAGUUUUGUAAUCUUAAGUAUAAAAUUUGUUUGAUGCAAAUGCACAAAGCCCUCAUCGAUUUGUUAAUAUCGUUAAAAUUCGUUUCGGCAUGUAGACAAAGAUGAAUUUCUAUUUUUUCAAUCAGCUUAGAUUUAGUGACUUAAGACAGCAUUAAAAGAUCUACUACAUUA
Molecule: messenger RNA, 2094 nt
Organism: Drosophila simulans
Lineage: Eukaryota; Metazoa; Arthropoda; Insecta; Diptera; Drosophilidae
Gene: Paip2
Product: polyadenylate-binding protein-interacting protein 2
Exons: 5
Coding region: 448-822 (124 amino acids)
Biological process (GO): negative regulation of translational initiation
Cellular component (GO): cytoplasm
Molecular function (GO): mRNA regulatory element binding translation repressor activity
Source: RefSeq, a predicted model, not a curated record